GCAAAAGGCAAGGGAGUCCCGUUGAAGCCGUUGCCGACCUCGAAUCAAAACAAAUCCAACUGUCAACCAGACGAGAUUCUAGAACGUGAGAGGCCCGAGUCAGAGCUGAAACUUGUUGAAAUACCAGGCAUAUUUGCAGAUGAAACCUCUCUGUCAGUGGUAGGCCUUGUGACACAAUUUUUGUAGUAGUAACGUUUUCUGAUACGCCGAGAGAAAAUCAUAUGUAUGAGUGCUAAUGGGGGCGAAGGGGUGACCCUUGGUAAAGAUUGCAAAAGCGUUUCAACCGCAUAUCAGCACUUCUGAACCAGAUAUUGAUAUUUUUCAGUAGUUUGAUAGGGAUAUUUAAUUCCCCUUUCUUGCGCAGAAAUCUUGUGCAUUUGUGAAGAAAUUCGUAAAUGUCGAUGACAUCAACUUCUGUAGUUUGGCAUGAAUCGUUUUUCUUGAAAAGGUCACGACGUCACGGAUUUUGCCGAUUGGUUGAGAGAAAGUAGAAUAUGCUUUUUUGUUGAUAUUUUUUGCAAAUCAACUUUGUUGGCUACCUAAAAUUGAACAAUAAUUUGUAUCCUUUUCUGGUUUUUUGACUUUUGGCAGGCAUCUAGCGCACAUCUGUCAGUGCGAUAAAGGCGAAUCGGUUUUGGUAACACUACAAUUUUAUGUUUCCUCCAACACUAUCACCAUCAUCAUAGCAAAAACUGAACAUGACAUCAUCCGAUUUAAGAAGUUCCUUGGCAUUUUCAUAACGUCUUCAAUGUUAAUGUGGUACUGCACAAAAAGGGGGCUAAACAUUCCUACUACAUUUCUAUUGCCUGUCUAUAAGUGCUUUCCAACUUAAUGACAUUAUUGACUCUUAUUAAGACGCCCUUAAAAGCCUUUAAUCGAGUUUGCUUGGAGAUUAGAUAAGAAAUAAAGAGGCGAUGAAUUCUACACGAAGCGUAAUUUCUUCGCUACUUUAUCAACCGUCGAGUAUUCUUCAGGAUAUUUACUUUUUAUACCGUAUUCGACGAUUUGUUUCUGGAUUGAUUGAGUACGCGUGUAUAAUUAAUAAUUAUGUUUUUCGUUCGUGUUUCGUAAACUAAGAGGUCAAACGAGCCGCACGAAAGCCGAACCGAGGUCAUACGAAAAUACGAUGGAGGAAGGUGCGAGAGAAAGACUGAAGAGAGUGUCUGUUUUCUUUCCCUCGCCCCCUCCCCCAUAUUUUUCUAGUUUGACCUCGGUUCAGCUUUCGCGCAGCUGUAUCCCUUACUUUACGAAACACAAACGAACACAACAAAAACAAAAAACAAAACAAAACAAAACAGCCGCCCCCUUGGCAGGCUAGUUUUAUUGAAGUCCUUAUCUUGGGUCAAAACUAGUAGAGUCUGAAACAGGUUAAUUUUUGGAAAUUAUGACACUGUUUAUAAAAGAUUAUUGUUAUCUGUGGCAACGGUAAAUGCCUCACCGUUGGCAUUUAUAUUUAUAAGGUCCUUUACAGUAGGAACGAGAAGCGACGUUGUCCUACACAAUUCAUGAAAAUCUAAUCUUGGUUUUUUCAUUUGGUUUUUAAGGGAUUUGUUGUGGCGUGUUCCGGAAGUGAAGAGAACUCAUAUGUUCGACUGAUAAAGCACUUCUCAAAGAUAAAAGAAGAGAACUGGAAAAAGGAAGUGGAAUUGGCAAAGGAGCUUAGACAG
This is a messenger RNA of Porites evermanni, 1667 nucleotides long. The record is from the annotation of a GenBank genome assembly. Lineage: Eukaryota; Metazoa; Cnidaria; Anthozoa; Scleractinia; Poritidae.